UCCUUUGCGCCGCUCCACAGCUCACAGGAACAAGAAGGUCGCACACAAUAUCGCUGUACUGAAGCAGAGAAGAAACCAGGCUUUAAUCAUGCUGGGACAAGCUGUGAGGCGAUUCACCACGUCUGCUAUUCGUUCUUCACACUAUUCUGAAGGACCAGGGCAGAACCUGCCAUUUUCCGUGGAGAACAAGUGGCGUCUCCUAGGAAUGAUGGUGCUGUUCUUCGGCAGCGGCUUUGCAUUUCCCUUCAUUGUCGUCAGACAUCAGAUCCUGAAGAAGUAAAAUGGACCAAUGCUAACAUCAGCCUUCGAGGUCGUCAGAUGGAACAUAUUUUAUCCAACAGAGUGCUAUCCAUGUAGAAGAAUGGGAUCUCUUAAUUUUCUUUGUAAAUAAAGUUUCCUCAAAUAUAACAAA
Molecule: messenger RNA, 412 nt
Organism: Anoplopoma fimbria (sablefish)
Lineage: Eukaryota; Metazoa; Chordata; Actinopteri; Perciformes; Anoplopomatidae
Product: cytochrome c oxidase subunit 7C, mitochondrial
Exons: 3
Coding region: 89-280 (63 amino acids)
Biological process (GO): mitochondrial electron transport, cytochrome c to oxygen
Source: RefSeq, a predicted model, not a curated record